AUGGCGAUGCGGACCGCGCUGAGCUCCCUCCCCGCGCGCCUGCGCGCCCCCGCGGCCCCCGCGUCGGCGGCGGCGACCGGCGGCCUGCGCCUCCUCAGCGACGGGAAGGGCCGCGUGCUCAGCGAGGAGGAGCGCGCCAAGGAGAGCGUCUACAUCCAGAAGAUGGAGAAGGAGCGGCUGGAGAAGCUCAAGAAGCGGCUCGAGCAGGAGAAGUCCGGCAACGACAAGGCCAAGCCCACGGACGCCGACAAGCUGCACUCUACACUCCCAACUUUCAAGUCACUGCAUAUUUGUAGGGCAAGUCCCAAACGAACUGUAGAUGCCGAACUGAUCCUGAUAGAAUGGGGUUGGGAUGGGGUCCUCUGUCUACUGAACAAAAUGGAUGGGGAUAUUUCUGGAACACCCAAGUACAUUGCAGGGUUUAGUUCUCAAGAACCUGGAAUGUUCAGAUCAGAUCAUGAGUUAAUGUGGACUAUGCACUACUUUGACUGA
This is a messenger RNA of Miscanthus lutarioriparius, 492 nucleotides long. The record is from the annotation of a GenBank genome assembly. NCBI's taxonomy places the organism in Eukaryota, Viridiplantae, Streptophyta, Magnoliopsida, Poales, Poaceae.